Molecule: messenger RNA, 821 nt
Organism: Magallana angulata
Lineage: Eukaryota; Metazoa; Mollusca; Bivalvia; Ostreida; Ostreidae
Exons: 4
Coding region: 1-723 (240 amino acids)
Source: RefSeq, a predicted model, not a curated record
AUGGAGUUUAGACGUGUAUUCUUACUUAUCCUGGGGCUUUACUUCCUAAUCGACACCGUAAAUUCGAAUCACAUUCACUUUUGGAGAAGAAAUGAACAGUAUGAUAACAAAAUAAUUGCCAAUCAAUUCAACAUAACUGAAGAACCUCUGCAGGCUCAAUCUGUUACAUCUUGUGGAAGACUGUGUUCCAAUCUUCGGAGGUCCCCGGCAUUUUCUUACAUGGAAACUUUUUGCUACAUGUACAAUAGCAAACCGACAGAUAGUGAUAUCUUUACAACCCUGGGAGGAGCUGUAUACUAUUCAGAAGAGCCGAAUGCAAAAUCUAUUAAGGGUGCGGACAAAAUGUACACAUACCUGGAUGGUGUCGAUCUUUGCGUCCAAGUUUACUCUGACUGGAGGAACUCCACGGACGCUGCCGAGAAAUGUCAAUCAGACGGAGGUCAUCUCAUUACGUUAGACACCACUGAAAAACUACAUGCCUUGUCGACAUUUGUUCUCCAAAAGACUUUGUAUCAAAUUGGAUUGGAGAAAACGGAAGGCAACUGGAGAUGGACAAGAGACAACACACUGGUAUUUGACCCAAGUCUUUGGUACACUAAUGAACCCAACGGUCAAAAUUCUUCUCCGCCAGAACUCUGUGGUGGUUUUUGCAAAUGUGGCGGAAAGCCUGGUAUUUUUGACGUCCCCUGCAACACCCCUUACCCCUUUAUAUGUGAAUAUUGAACUUUUGUUCAUUAUCAAUUCUUGUUCAGUAAAGUCACGUUGUAUGAGUAAAAUUUAUCAAUCAUUUUUUUAUGUUGUUUACACAGAUGAAAUUUAAA